CCGGCAGCGCGGAGGCCGAGGCCGAGGCCCCGAGCUCGCGGGCCGCACGGCGAGGCCGGCCCGGGGGCGGGCAGGGCGGCGGGGGGCGGCGGCGGCCCCGCGAGGGGCGGCUCGGCGGCAGCGGCUGCCGCGGCGCGGCCGGUUCGGGCCGGGGGUGGGGGCGAGGGCCGGCGCCCCCCCCGCGCGCCCCCAGCGCCCCCGCCCCCCCGGCCUGAGCGGGGCGGGCGGAGGAGGGAGCGGCGGCGGCGGCGGCGGCGGCGGCGGCGGUGGCGGCAUUGUGCGCGCACCAGCAGCCCGGCCCGGGAGGAGCAGGACGCGCCGGGGCCGCCUCCUCCCGCACGGACCCAUGAACCAGCCGGGCGGCGCGGCGGCUCCGCAGGCUGACGGAGCCAGUGCAGCCGGAAGGAAAAGCACUGCGAGCAGGGAGCGCUUGAAGCGCAGCCAGAAGAGCACCAAGGUGGAGGGCCCAGAGCCAGUGCCAGCCGAGGCCUCGCUGAGUGCCGAGCAAGGAACGAUGACGGAGGUGAAGGUGAAGACGGAGCUGCCCGAUGACUACAUCCAGGAGGUGAUCUGGCAGGGCGAGGCCAAGGAGGAGAAGAAGGCGGUCAGCAAGGAUGGGACCAGCGACGUGCCUGCCGAGAUCUGCGUGGUGAUCGGCGGCGUCCGCAACCAGCAGACCCUUGAUGGAAAAGCGCCCGAAGGCAGCCCCCACGGUGGAUCUGUGCGAAGCCGGUAUUCAGGGACCUGGAUUUUUGACCAAGCAUUGAGAUAUGCAUCUGGGUCUUAUGAAUGUGGAAUCUGUGGCAAGAAGUACAAGUAUUACAACUGCUUCCAGACCCACGUGCGGGCGCACCGAGACACCGAAGCCACCUCAGGGGAGGGAGCCUCCCAAAGCAACAAUUUCAGGUACACGUGUGACAUCUGUGGGAAGAAGUACAAAUACUACAGCUGUUUCCAAGAGCACCGAGACCUGCACGCAGUGGAUGUGUUUAGUGUGGAAGGGGCCCCUGAGAACCGGGCAGACCCCUUCGACCAAGGUGUCGUGGCCACUGACGAGGUGAAGGAGGAGCCCCCGGAGCCAUUCCAGAAAAUCGGGCCAAUGAACAAUAUUACAUCAGACAUUUUUAAGAAGAAAGAAGUUAGGCAGUGCCAAAAGAGAGAAACUGGCAAUUACACCUGUGAAUUCUGCGGCAAACAGUACAAGUACUACACUCCCUACCAGGAGCAUGUGGCCUUACACGCCCCCAUCAGUACUGCCCCCGGGUGGGAGCCACCGGAUGAUCCAGACACGGGCUCUGAGUGUUCACAUCCAGAGGUCUCCCCGUCUCCACGCUUCGUGGCAGCGAAGACCCAGACGAACCAGUCGGGGAAAAAAGCUCCGGCCUCCGUGGUCCGAUGCGCCACCCUCUUACACCGCACCCCUCCAGCCACCCAAACCCAGACGUUCCGCACUCCAAAUUCGGGAUCUCCGGCGAGCAAGGCAACCGCAGCAGAAAGCGCUUUUAGUCGGAGAGUAGAAGGCAAAGCACAAAACCACUUUGAAGAGACGAACAGCAGUUCGCAGAACUCCAGCGAAACUGCAAGUCCCCUGAUUUCCAACCCUUUCCCUCUCCUACAGAAACCCUAUACCUGCGGCGCCUGUGGGAUCCAGUUCCAGUUCUACAACAACCUGUUGGAGCACAUGCAAUCCCACGCAGCUGACAAUGAAAACAACAUCGCCUCCAACCAGUCCCGAUCGCCACCUGCUGUUGUAGAAGAGAAGUGGAAACCUCAGGCCCAGAGGAACAGCGCCAAUAACACCACUACCAGUGGUUUAACACCCAACAGCGUGAUCCCCGAAAAGGAGCGGCAGAACAUCGCAGAGCGGCUGUUGAGGGUCAUGUGCGCCGACCUGGGUGCACUGAGCGUGGUCAGCGGGAAGGAGUUCCUGAAGUUGGCCCAGACCUUAGUAGACAGUGGUGCCCGCUAUGGGGCCUUCUCGGUCACUGAAAUCCUGGGCAACUUCAACACGCUGGCACUGAAGCACCUGCCACGCAUGUACAACCAGGUGAAGGUGAAAGUGACCUGUGCCUUGGGCAGCAAUGCCUGCCUAGGCAUCGGUGUCACCUGCCACUCCCAGAGUGUCGGCCCUGACUCCUGCUACAUCCUCACAGCCUACCAGGCCGAGGGCAACCACAUCAAGAGCUAUGUGCUUGGUGUGAAGGGUGCAGACAUUCGUGACAGCGGCGACCUCGUGCACCACUGGGUGCAGAACGUGCUGUCGGAGUUCGUGAUGUCGGAGAUCAGGACAGUGUACGUGACGGAUUGCCGGGUGAGCACGUCCGCCUUCUCCAAGGCUGGCAUGUGCCUUCGCUGCUCAGCCUGUGCCUUGAACUCGGUGGUGCAGAGCGUGCUGAGCAAGCGGACGCUGCAGGCCCGCAGCAUGCACGAGGUCAUCGAGCUGCUCAACGUGUGCGAGGACCUGGCAGGCUCCACGGGCCUGGCCAAGGAGACCUUCGGGUCGCUGGAGGAGAUGUCGCCACCGCCCUGCUGGAACUCGGUGACGGACUCACUGUUGCUGGUGCAUGAGCGCUACGAGCAGAUCUGCGAGUUCUACAGCCGGGCCAAGAAGAUGAACCUCAUCCAGAGCCUCAACAAGCACCUGCUCAGCAACCUGGCGGCCAUCCUGACGCCGGUGAAGCAGGCAGUCAUCGAGCUGAGCAACGAGAGCCAGCCCACCCUGCAGCUGGUGCUGCCCACCUAUGUCAGGCUGGAGAAGCUGUUCACGGCCAAGGCCAACGACGCAGGCACCGUCAGCAAGCUCUGCCACCUCUUCCUGGAGGCGCUCAAGGAGAACUUCAAGGUGCACCCAGCCCACAAGGUGGCCAUGAUCCUGGACCCGCAGCAGAAGCUGCGGCCUGUGCCACCCUACCAGCACGAGGAGAUCAUCGGCAAGGUCUGUGAGCUCAUCAAUGAGGUGAAGGAGUCCUGGGCCGAGGAGGCCGACUUCGAGCCUGCUGCCAAGAAGCCCCGCUCUGCCACUGGCGAGAACCCCACAGCUCAGGAAGAUGAUCGGCUGGGCAAAAAUGAAGUGUACGAUUACCUGCAGGAGCCCCUCUUCCAGGCUACCCCUGAUCUCUUCCAGUACUGGUCGUGCGUUACCCAAAAGCACACAAAACUCGCCAAGCUCGCCUUCUGGCUCCUGGCGGUUCCGGCCGUGGGCGCCAGAAGCGGGUGUGUAAAUAUGUGUGAACAAGCGCUUCUAAUCAAACGGAGGCGGCUGCUCAGUCCAGAAGAUAUGAAUAAACUCAUGUUUCUGAAAUCCAACAUGCUUUAAGACUUGACUUCGGGGAAAAAAAAAAGAAAAAGAGAAGAUAACAUUAGAAAAAAACCACACAACACUGUCACAAACAAAGAAAAGGAAUUUAAGUUCUAAACACUGUGGACCUCAUUAUAAAUGCCCCCUGGAAACUUAAGUGCUUUUUUUUUUUAUAUGUGUGUGUGUGCCUGUGUGUACACAGCCACACGUAUGUGCACAUGUCUGAACACGUGCUGUGGUUAUGGGGGUGUGGGAGGGUCUCUGUGCUCAUCUCCAUGGCCAGAGAAACUUCGCACAUACAUGCACACACACACACACGACCCUGGUGCAUGUACACACGCCUGUGCUCGGAUGGGUGUGCAUUGAACUGGGCGUGUCAGGAAAGCUGAGCGAUUGGGAAAGAGGGAGAUGUUUCACCUCCUUUUCUCAGUAAGGGGGCUUUAGAAGACUCCGCUUUCAGGUGUGCAGAUUGGCAGAAAGCUGAUGUUGUGAAAUGUUCAGGCAGCUGAGAUCUGAAGUGACUUGACGCUCUCUGUCCUUCAUCCCAGUCCUCCUUUUCCCUCCUUGACCCUCUUCUAGCCCUCCCACCGCCCCGAUCCCAUUGUGCACCCCCCCCGAUCCCAUUGUGCACCCCCCCACACACCCUCGGCUGCUCUGCUGUGGACUCUCCACACUGCAUCAGAUGGACGGUUUCUGCACUGGACUUUGUUUCUCGUUCACCUUCAGGGCAUUGAGCUGCUGCCUUUGAGAUACCCCUUGGGUGUCCCGGGGCAGCCGCUUUAGAAACACACCUAUCUAUCUCCCCAAAUCAGGAAAGGAGACUUAAAGAGUAUAAAGCUGACAUUUUGCUUUUUAAUAUAAGAGAGGAGAAAAAGACAUUUUUCAGAGAAGUAUAGAUACUGUCUCCACUCCCUAAUAAUUUCUCUCCCUAACAUUUUAGCAAUUUUUACCUUGUUUGGGGGUUCAUUUUGUUUCUUCAGAUUUGAUUUAGACUCUGCUAGGAGGCACUGAAUGUCUAUAACUUAUGUUUUGGAGUUUUGUUUUUUUACUUGCCCCUUUUGUUCCUCAAGUCACACUGUAAACUAGCUCAUCUCAGUGGUAUACUCAGUAUCCUACGGUCUUUCUUGGCCUUCCCUGUACAGUUCGGUUUUCACAUAUUCGAACGGCCAAGACCAGGUUCUUGGCUGUGCUAUUUGGAGACCAGGGGUUGGGGAGGAGUCAGGGGUUCCACAGCUGCAGGGUUUGGUGGCUGUAGGGGAAGCAGUGGUUUGGGAGUUCUGAAUGUAAGUGCCAGAGCUGCCCUCCUGGUCCGCUGUGCGUGGUACCCGGUGUGCAUCACACUACUCACCCCCUCCCCGACCCUGGCAGUCCACAGCGACUCCAAAGUCAGCCCAUAGUCACAUCCACCACACCUCAGACCUGCCACAGCCUCUCCUCACUUCCCAGGACCCUGAGGCUUCCAGGAGCUCUGCUGCCCACAGCCCUCGGGGUCCUCACUCACACCUCCGACUUCCAGGACGGCAGUGAGCAUGGUGCCUUGUGGCCCCAACAGUUGAUGUUCCAAGGGUGGGAUGGUGUUCGGCCAUGUUUGACUCGAUGCUGUGAAAGAUGUCUUCAGGCUUCUCUCUCCUGUUCCCCCAGCUGUGAGCAAAUUAGGUUCUACACACACAGUUCAGAUGCCAAGGGUGACACCCCAUUCCCUUCACAAGAGGUGGUUCUGUCACAAAUCAGCACUCCACCCCCACCACACCUCUCAGUGAAUAAAGUGCUGGUGGUCUCACUCCCCUAGCGACCCUUAGCCAUGGGAUGGGGUGGUUACACUAAGGCUUCAGGCUGAGAAUGGCCAUCAUGGCGGGAGGCUGUUCGCAAAGGCACCUUCUGUCAUCCUGGGGUUGGCUAAGUCAACUCCACCCCUUCCCGAUAAUAAAGCAUUACUCAACUGUGAGAUACCUCGACUACAAAAAGCACUGUACCACAGCCCUCUCCCCCGGGUCCAUGACGGGAGCAGGGAGUAAAGUUGAUUGCAAACCUCAUGAAGGCUUAGGAUCAUGGACCUGGAACAUAGUGUUGGGGGCCAAGCCUGCACACUUUGCCUCAUGAGAACUCACCCAGCUCUCCCCUCGAGUCUUGGACACACUGAAAUGGAUCAAAGUGGGCCAUUUCCACAUUUGCUCUAGCAAACUGUGGUCUCAGGAACUACCAUGCCAUUUCCUCUCCUGGAGAAGUUCUAGGUAUUCCCUCCACAACAUUUCCAACUGGGGGACCGAGCUCACUUAUCAGAGAAGAGCCGCCAUCCACACUGGAGCAGGAACGGGGAGAAAUCCAGACAGGAACCUCAUGUCACUUCCUAGGGAAUAUGGGAAGAAACAUCAGCAGACUUCUCAGUUGGGCCUUUGGAGGCGUUCUGGAAGGUGGCCUCAGCAUCACUGAUGAUUGACAGAUGCCUACAGCAAAAGGUCCCUUUAGCGUUGCUUGACUGCUGGGGAAGGGACAGUGACUGGCACUUUGACCCACACAAGGAUAGGAGCUGCCUACUUUGUGUGGUAGGUGAGAGCAGAGCCUGGGAGACUCCCAUCCUCCCUCUACUUGGAGCAAAGUUGUGCUGGUGAUGCCCCA
Molecule: messenger RNA, 5914 nt
Organism: Pongo pygmaeus (Bornean orangutan)
Lineage: Eukaryota; Metazoa; Chordata; Mammalia; Primates; Hominidae
Gene: ZNF618
Product: zinc finger protein 618
Exons: 17
Coding region: 347-3316 (989 amino acids)
Source: RefSeq, a predicted model, not a curated record